Amoebophrya sp. A120 is the source of this 2233-nucleotide messenger RNA. The record is from the annotation of a GenBank genome assembly. Lineage: Eukaryota; Dinophyceae; Syndiniales; Amoebophryaceae.
UGCUAAGUACUUUCAAUCAGGUGCCUUGUGCUAAAAUUCCAUGCUUGAUGCCCAUAACCUUCUUCAUGACAUUCUUUCGCCCGGUCAUGUUCUGAUAGUUCCCGUCCUGGUUUGCCAUGAUUAUAAGAGUAGGGGCUUUUUAUCGAGAAGUCAUUGGCUCUUAGCUUACUGUGCGUGGUCCUGGAAAUUUGCAUAAUCUCGCGUAAGUACCCUAAGACUCACCACUACAGAACAAGGCAUGACGCAGCUGCAAGGCACCAGUAAGGCUCCAGAGGACGCCAAAGCUGAACUCAAGCAAAGCGCUCCCGAGGAGAAGGAGACAGUCACAGUGGCAACGACAAGGACAGAAAAUAAGAAAAUGGCACUUCAUGCCGGCCCUGCGAGAGCUCAGUCGAAGCCCGCCACCCCGUCCGGCGCAGCGGGCCGUCGCCGGUCGCUCUCGCUCGCGCCCGUGGUGCAGCAAGUGAUACGGGACCAAAAUCUCCGAGCAGGCUCCACCACAGCCACGGAGCAACUAAGUAAAACGAGCGGUGCCGCGUUGUUUGCAUCCGUGGCACGGAAAACCAUCCAAAGCCGCACGCUGGACGACCACGUCGAGCGUAUGAACCGCGGCCGAUCCUUGAGCGCGUCUUCCGGUCGGUCGCGGGCCGUGGGGCGCGCCCGGUCUGUGGGUGUAGGCGGAGGAGGUGGCUCUACUUCGGGUGUAGCAACUACCGGAGGAUCCUCUACAACCACGGGAGGGACUAGUACACCGAUGCCCGCUGCUGCAGGAAUGAUGGUCAACACCAUCACGUAUGCAACAAGUCUGAGCGGUGGAAAUAAAGGAAGUAGCCUUUCAGCCUCGCCAUCGAACAAACCUAUCGCCGUUGAGGAGUCGCUUCUGGGGACCAAACGAUACAACAGUAACACGGACCCUAGCAAGUACGCUACGAUGAGUUACUGGGACAACCGAUUCGAGUGGCUUUUGCGCGAGAGGAGUACUCCGGCGCUGAAACUUCCGACCACGAAGAGUAAACAGACAGGAGGUGGACCAUCGUCAACAUCAGCACAAUUAUCGCAUAUACAACAAUCGUCCCCGCCAAAGAGCGAUAGCAAGGGCGGCGAAGGGACAAUUAUGGUAGAUGGAUUGUUAACUAGUAGUACUUCUACUAGAGAUCCUGCAGCUUCGACGCAAAUCACACCAAAGACGGCUGUGACCACAGCGCCGACGUCGCCCACCAGCAGUAGAAGUCCGAACAAGACCGGCAGCCGGGCGAAUUCCUCCUCCGUAUCGCCGUCCCGCGGAGGGGGAGAAAAAACUACAGCUCCCCACGUCUUGCAACAGCAAGCGGUGGCGUGUAGCUGCAGCUCCGAAGAGUUCUACAACGUGAAGUAUCAUCACGCGGCGAACGGGAUCCGGAAGUACCUGGGGGAAAAUUACCACUGGAAGGUGCUCCACAUCGGCUGCGGCUUGAGCUUGUUCGGCAUCCAGAUGGUCAAGCAGGGGGGCUAUGUUUGCACUUUGAACACGGACAUCGCGCCCGUGUGCCUGAAAGCCAUGCAGAAAGCGUUUCCGCAGCACCAAUUUGCCUUGAUGGACGUCUUAGACAUGGUUUCAUCUUCUGCUUCCCCAGCCAACGUCGACGCGCUGUUUGGCGACGCGCCAAGAGGAGCUGGUGCACACCGAGCGGUCACCGCCGGCGCAAUGGCGGCGAAGACAGGAGGAGAGCAAGCGGCACCGAGUCCGGAGGAAGUGGAGGAAAAGUUCGGCACGCGGGUCCAACUUCCGGAAAGCUCCGUCGAUGUGGUCGUGGAUAAGGGCGUGCUAGACAGUCUUUUGUGCGGCCGCGGGGGCGACGAGCGGUUUCGAACCUGCAUGGAGCAAUGCUGGACCGUCCUCAAGGAGGGCGGGCUGUUUCUUGGCCUGGCCGGGUCCACGUUGACCAUCUGGAAACUCCAGCAACUAGGGGCGCAGUGGAAAUUUCUCGAGAAGAUUCCUUUGAAAGAACAGGGGAAGUAUAUGAUGCUCGUUUUGAGAAAAAGAAAAAAGGGAUGAAGCUGGAUUCGUGGCAAUCUAAUAUCUCUAGUUGUACUUUCGGUCAAAGGGUGCUGGUGUGAAACUUAGCGCGGAGGUCUUUGACUCUGAUAGUUCGGGAAGGCGAUCCGCCGUUUUUGCAGGCCUCGAAGCAUGCAGUAUUUUUCUGGAGAUAUGGUCAUGCGAGUUUUCGUUUUGGUUGGAAGAACGCAACAGGAC